UACAUCGUCAGCUUAGGGAAACACACACAAGUAGGUCUUCGCCUGUCUCAGAUGCAAAGAGAAACAUGCAGAAGGCGAUGUUGUUCUGUUUUGUGGUACAAGUGACUAUACUGUCAAUCGAAGGAAACCCACAUUCUGUCUGUCCCGGUGGUAGAAGACCAGUACACUGUUUUAUUAACCCAUGUGAUCUACCACAACUGAAGUCUUGUAAUAACAACCCCACAUUGGAAUGUCGUGCCAACUACUGCAAAGGUUGUGAACAUGUAGAGUUCUAUGACGUCACUGGUGUUAAGGUCAAUUGCAAUGAAGGCUAUAUUGCCCAAAAUGACGAGCAACAAAUCGAAGAUGUCGGUGAACCGCCAAAUUCAAAUGAUUGGCCCUUCAUGGAUCUGUACUUAAGUAUCCGGUCUUUAUUUACGCCUUAAAAUUGAUUUAAAGGACCAUGUUGAGAGACAUUUUCAACUGUAUGCAACAUUCGGACAAAAUGAAUUAAUAUGAAAAUUAGAAACUGUAAUCAGGAAUGUUGUUCAACCUUGUCGGUAACAGGAAGACGCAACUCAGUGACAUAAAAUCCAAUAGAUAAGCUGACGUCACUGUAUUUUCAAAUAUGUAUAAGAACGUUAAACACGACAAUACUGCCGCUGAUAUCGAUAUUGUAUGCAUUGCCUCGAAAUUAAAUGUUAAACAGCUUCCUCAACCAAAAAAAGAAAAACUAAAU
Messenger RNA from Ylistrum balloti, 718 nucleotides. RefSeq lists its product as uncharacterized. Bases 66 to 425 code for a protein of 119 amino acids. The record is from RefSeq and is a predicted model, not a curated record. NCBI's taxonomy places the organism in Eukaryota, Metazoa, Mollusca, Bivalvia, Pectinida, Pectinidae. The transcript is spliced from 4 exons.